Halteromyces radiatus is the source of this 1840-nucleotide messenger RNA. RefSeq lists its product as uncharacterized. The record is from RefSeq and is a predicted model, not a curated record. Lineage: Eukaryota; Fungi; Mucoromycota; Mucoromycetes; Mucorales; Cunninghamellaceae. The coding region runs from base 97 to 1404 and encodes 435 amino acids. The transcript has 3 exons.
UUUUUUUUUUUUCCUCUUUUCCUUUUUUCCUUUUUUUUUCGUUUUUAUUUUAUUUUAUUUUAUUUUUAUUUUCUUUCCUUUCCUUUAUAUAAAACCAUGCAAGAAAAGUCAGAUUUGACGACACUUUUACCGAAUUCUUCUACAACAACAACAAGACGACCCAGUCUCAAGUUCAUCUUUGCCCCUGUUCAACAUAAUGUACCACCUCCCAGUACAACGAAUAAGAUUAUCUUGGAUUAUCUUUUAUAUUUAUCUAUUCAAUCUAGAUUGAAACAAGCACAAAUUGAAUUAUUGGAAUUGACUAGUCCUUUACAAGAUAAAGACAAGGAUGCUAUUCAAGUUAGAAAACAACGUUGGGUAGCUACAGCAACUAAAGCAGAACAAGAUAAAAAUGCAGUGGAAUCUAUUGUAGCCGGCAUUUUAUCAAGUCAACGUAAUAAACGACCUUCUUUUCAGAUCGACAGUCAUUUUGAACAGCGCCUUCACCUUUGUCAACUGACAAAUUUGAUAUUUGGAAGAUUGGAUACAUCAACUAGUAGUCAACACGUGAUUCAUUCUUCCUCUUCUACCCGACGUCGACGUCGUCGUCAUCAUCAUCACCAUCAUCACCAUCAUCAUCACAAUGAUACUGAUCAAGAUACAAGUACUUGUAGAUGGACUCAUAUGAUUAUACCAAAUUAUUGUCGACGACAUCGAUUACAAAAAUGUGUGACUUGUCAAGAUAAUAAUAAUAAACAAUCAUUACCACCUGGAUUAGUAGAAGCCAUCCCAACUUUUCUUAAAACAAGUGCUGAUAUGUUACGACAAACCUUGGAAACGAAUUCUGAUGAUGAUGAUGAAGCUAUGAAAAAAGAACCUUUGAUUUUUGCUGGACAAAAAGUGAUGGGUGGUGGUAUGCCUCCAAGAUGGUAUGACUUAUUUUUGGAAUUAUUGACUCAGGCUGCUAUUGAAAGUUACUUGUGUGAUAUGCAAACUGGUUUGGAAUCUAUUUAUGAAAUCUUUUCUUAUGGUGAUGUGGAAGAUGAAGAUGAACCUGAUCAUCAUAUCAACAACGAUGAUUCUUUGGAUGAUACUUCAACAACACAACAAAAACGUACUCCUGAAGAUGAUGAGGAUGACGAUGAUGAUGAUUUAGAAAAUGAUUGGGGGAUUAAGGCGGCUGAUCAUCAUUUAUUAUUCCCAAAGACUCGUACAAUGUAUUUAUUCAAAACUCAAGUCCGUGAACGUGAAAAAGAGUUUUUGGUUAUUGAAAAAGACGUCAGCUUACAUCAACAUUUUGCAAAAUUGGCAAAACGAUAUCCAUUGGAAACCUUUGAAAAGAAUAUAGGUGAAUUCAUUCAAAUGCUCCAUAAUACUAUGGCUGUUCCUGCUUUGGACAACAAGGUAAAAAAAAAAAAAAAAUAGAACAUUUUCAUUUUGUCUCCAACUUUUUUUUUCUUUUAUUGGUUUAGUAUGAUCAUCAUGGUCAUGAUGAAUCUACGGUUUCUUCAUUCGAUAACAAUAAAUCAACAUCUUCUGAAUCUCCAUCCUCUCGUUCUGUUUACAAGUAUCCUGGAGAUGGAUCUCUCCUUAUGCCGGAAAUCCCCGAUGACGAAAGUGAUGACAGUAAUGAUGAUAACGAUCAAGACCAGGAUACAAAUGAACACAAUAAACGUCGUGCAUCUGUUACCUUGACCAAUGAUGCAAAGAAACAAAACACUCAUCGAUGAAAUGAGUUACAUAUUUUAUUCUUUUUACUCUCCCUACAUAUAUAUAUAUAUAGUUUUAGUUUGAUACUCUUUUUUUUUUUUUAUAAUCAUAAUAAACAGUUUACCAAUUUUAUGUACCUUUGGGAAAAAAA